AUGGGGAACAUCUUUCAUAAGAUAUACAUCUGGUAUGAAAACUAUGUGGGGCACCGCCAAUAUCCUCCCAAGGUGGCAGAAUCUGUUUCACCAAUAGACUCUGACUUUCACACUGAUAAGAUAAAGCGAUAUGGUGAUAUCAUGAGAAAUACAGAGCUACUCUUAGAGGAAAGGGCCAAAGCUGCAUCUUACAUUGGACUGCUAGCUUACACAGGGGGCGUCUCCACUAGUGUGUCCGCAUCAGAAUAUAUUGAAGACAUGAUUGAUAUUUUGGUCAUGCCAGAUACUUCCAGGAAAGCGAGAAUUGCAGUAGUGAAAGGGUUAUGUGGCAUUUGCUACAUAAACUACAGAAACCAAAAUGAAGCCAAAGAGCUCCAUCUGACUGACACUCUUCUUGCCAUUCUGGAUGAGGACGAAGAUGAAGAUGAAGAGAUCACCAGUGAUGAUCACGAUAUAAUCAUUGUGAAGUUCUGGGUCUGUUAUCUUAUGACGGUUGUUUGUUGUAACAACAUCCCUUAUCUUAAAUUAUUCCAGAAUUCAGGUGGGCAAAUGCUAGAGAAUAGGCUGGAAUCCCUCUGUCGCAUGGAAUGGUUUGGUUGGCCAACAAACUAUGCUGAAGUAAUGCUUUUACUCAUGGGAUAUCAUACCGUAUCUUUAGAUGACUAG
Sphaerodactylus townsendi is the source of this 666-nucleotide messenger RNA. RefSeq names its product armadillo like helical domain containing 2 (gene ARMH2). The record is from RefSeq and is a predicted model, not a curated record. Lineage: Eukaryota; Metazoa; Chordata; Lepidosauria; Squamata; Sphaerodactylidae. The transcript has 2 exons. The coding region runs from base 1 to 666 and encodes 221 amino acids.